Histoplasma mississippiense is the source of this 2172-nucleotide messenger RNA. RefSeq lists its product with no specific name. Gene Ontology annotation, molecular function: transcription cis-regulatory region binding; DNA-binding transcription factor activity. Gene Ontology annotation, cellular component: nucleus. The transcript has 3 exons. Bases 1 to 2172 code for a protein of 723 amino acids. NCBI's taxonomy places the organism in Eukaryota, Fungi, Ascomycota, Eurotiomycetes, Onygenales, Ajellomycetaceae. Gene Ontology annotation, biological process: positive regulation of transcription by RNA polymerase II. The record is from RefSeq and is a predicted model, not a curated record.
AUGGAAACUGACCGAAUUCUGCUUGCCACAUCUUCUAUCGGAUCUGUGCAACCGAAAAGGUGCAUCCGUAAUCAAGGGACGCUGAGUCCGCCAACGGCUUUAUCUAAGGUGCAGCCUGCUUCUCAUACCGGUAUACAGUCUGCGCGCAAGUUACCUAGCCAUACCGUGGGCGUGAAUAAAUCCAAACAGUCAAAGAGUCGAAACGCUCCUCUUCAUGCACCACCGCCAUCUCCCAUAGUAGCCGGCCGUAAACCGAUCCGCUCAGUACUGAGUCCUCUAAUCCCUUAUAAUUCUAACUCGCCAGAGGAAGGUAGCCUGGGGGAGUAUCAGCACUCAUAUCCUUCGCUUGAGAGUGUUUCGUCUCUUUCUACAUAUGAUAUUUACUCGCCUGAUCUAUUGUCAUCUCUUUUAAGUCUACGGGAUCACCAUUCAGAAGAUUAUGAUUGUGCGCAAAUUAUCGCCGAUUCAUCAUAUAUCUCCUCCAUUCAAUCGCUCGAAUUACAUGAAAAUGGCCUGGCGAACGAUACAUUCGACCUGCUGGAGCGUCCCUCUGAAUGGCUACCAUCCUAUUUUCAUUUCUCUCCAGCUCUUGCACAUUUCGACAACGAAGACGUGGAAAAUAUAAUUCGACAGUCCAUCCCGGAAGUCAACUUUUCAUCCUGUUGGGACGCUCCAUCCUCAUCAGUGGAUUGCUUCAAGAAUCUCUUGAAAAUGUCCAUAUCUUAUGAGCCAUCUUUGCAUCCAGAAUCUCCAGCGAUGCUCCUGUCUCGCUACGACCGACAGACCUGUGGGAUUCUAUCCGUGAAAGAUGGGGUAUCUGAAAACCCUUGGCGCACCUUAGUGUGGCCCCUUGCCGCAGAUUGCCCUGCACUCUUCCAUGCAAUAUGCUGCCUGUCCGCAUUUCAUUGUGUCAAAGAAAACCCUCGCUUGAGAGUUCAUGGUAUGGACCAUAUGCGGCAGAGCAUCAGUAUGCUAGCCAGUGAGAUCGGAGCCAUGAAAACGGAUGAAGCAUUAGCUACGACUCUUGUGCUCGUGUUUGCAGAAUCCUGGGACCGACACAUUUCCACAGGCAUGCAGCAUCUUCGAGGGGCACGGGUUCUAUUGAACCAGGCGGUGGUGCGCCAACGCCAGCGUAUUAAUCCCUCAGAAAAAGAAAUCGCAUGCUUGCGGUUCUUGUACAAUACUUGGCUUUACACAGAUGUUGUUGCAAGACUCAUCUCGCUCGAAGACGACGAAUUUGAUGAAGCUUCAAUGCCUCAGGAUUUUACUCUAAAUCUCCCACAUUCGUCCGUUCACGAGGUUGAUCCUCUGAUGGGAUGUGCAACGACUCUGUUCCCACUAAUAAGCCGAGUUGCCAAUUUGGUCCAGAAAGUCCGCAGGUCCAAAAGUAACUCUAUUCCCCUCAUAUCACAGGCAAUGGAGCUUAAAACUCUCAUCGAGCAAUGGGAGACUCCAAAGUAUUUCCAACCUCCAGAGGAUCCAACUUCAAAUGUCCAACACAACUUCCAAACAGCUCAAGCGUAUCGCUGGGCAACUCUGUUGUAUCUACAUCAAGCAGUUCCCGAGAUUCCAUCUGAGUGCGGAGCUGAACUUGCCAAGCGCGUUCUUGUGCUAUUGGCUACUGUCCCUCUGAGUUCGCGGGCAACAAUUGUCCAUAUAUAUCCCCUAUUUGUCGCGAGCUGCGAGGUGGAAAGCGAAGAGGAUCGGAAUUGGGUCAAAGAGCGGUGGGCGGCGAUGCAGUCGAGAUUAAUGAUUGGAAACAUCGAUCGAUGCCUUGAGGUUGUUCGGGAGGUAUGGCGACGCAGGGACGCGUUCAAUCGGCAGAAUAUGAAUUCGCUACGAGCAUCCUUCGUGCAGCCUAUCGAUACAACCAAACGAAAAAGCAUCUACGGAGUUGGCAAAGCUCCUGACGUGCAUGAUGGCGAGAAGAUGGAGGAAAAUUCCGCGACUUUCGAGCUUUCAGACCAGAGGCCCAACAACGCAUGCACUUCAGUUAUCGCGGUUGCGGGAAAAGGUAAAACAUCUCGUUCGUUCUCAUCGCCAAUUAGUCCGAUUAGACGAGGAUCUUUUAUUCCCGGAUUGGAUGAUAUGGAGAUCGAGCGCACUGUGCGGGGGAGAUUGCACUGGGUCGGGGUAAUGAAGGAUUGGGACUGGGAAGUUCUUCUGGGAUGA